This is a messenger RNA of Morus notabilis, 1710 nucleotides long. RefSeq names its product mitogen-activated protein kinase kinase kinase 3. The transcript is spliced from 4 exons. The coding region runs from base 1 to 1710 and encodes 569 amino acids. Lineage: Eukaryota; Viridiplantae; Streptophyta; Magnoliopsida; Rosales; Moraceae. Gene Ontology annotation, biological process: protein phosphorylation. Gene Ontology annotation, molecular function: ATP binding; protein kinase activity; protein binding. The record is from RefSeq and is a predicted model, not a curated record.
AUGAAAAGAAUACGUGAGGAAGAACAACACAGCGAAAAAUGGCAGCGGGGGCCGCUUAUCGGAAAAGGCGGGGUUGGAUCAGUUUAUAUGGCGAUUUUCCAAAACCCCAUAACUUCUUGGAGAAGAGGUUUGCCUUUGGUCGUGGCCGUGAAAUCGACGCCGAUCUCUUCAUCGCGAGAGCUGGCAAGGGAGAAGAUGGUCUACCAUCAUCUGGGGAAGAGCCCCUUCAUCAUUCGGUGCUUCGGUGAUGAUGUCACCGUAGCCAAAAAUGGCAAAUUAUUCUAUAACUUGUUGUUAGAGUACGCUCCUGAAGGUGCGUUAUUUGACUUAAUCAUCACAACAUCCAACGGUUUGCCUGAGUCGCAAGCAAGGCAACUUUCAAGAUCCAUUCUGGGAGGGAUCAAGCACAUUCACGAAGCAGGUUUCGUCCACUGCGACUUGAAACCGGAGAACAUACUAGUUGCCAAAGCUAUAAAUGAUGGUCAACUAUUAACGGCAAAAAUAUCAGAUUUUGGAUUGGCAAAGAGGGCUAAACAAAGCAAGUGUAGUGUGGGAGGAACUCUAAUGUAUAUGUCCCCAGAAUCAGUGAGAGACGGGAUUCAACAACAGCCUUCUGAUAUUUGGGCUCUUGGGUGUAUUGUACUUGUAAUGUUGACUGGUAGAUUGCCAUGGGACGAGAGAUUACGGAGGCAGGAAAUUAAGAGGAAGAUUGCGACGGAAUCGCCCAUUAUUCCAAGCAGAAUUUCUAAAGAGGCUGAGGAUUUUUUGAGAAAGUGCUUUGUGAGGAAGCCAAGUGAGAGGCCGACUGCUCAGAUGUUGCUAAACCACCCUUUUGUGCGUGGAACUAAGAAGGUACGAGAUUGUAGACCAAGAAACAAGGUGGCAAAGACGGAUAAGAAGAAGAAUGAGAUGCUUCGUAAUGUUUCCAUUACUACAACUCUCCAGGGCCAUACCAAGGCAGUCACAUGCAUUGCGUUGCCUUCCACCGCCACCGGUGACAAGCUUUAUUCGGGAAGCAAAGAUGGAACUUUCCGUGUCUGGAAUUGCCAUACUGGAUUGUGUGAGAGGGUGAUCAACCUCGGUGACGAAAUUUCUUCAUUGAUUCACAGCGGUCCUUGGAUUUUCAUUGGUUGUCAAAAUCUUGUCAAGGCAUGGAACAGCCAAAUUGACAUUGGAUUCGAUCUAAGCGGACCACUGGGUCGAGUGUGCACAAUGGAUUUCGACAACGAGCAGUUAUUUGCUGGGACAGAGAGUGGGCAAAUAUUAGUCUGGAAAUUUAAUUCUGAAAGUGAAACCGCCAAUCCCUUUCAACCAGCUAUCACUCUUGAAGGCAACACUCAUGGAGUCGUAUGCAUAACCAUUGGUUGUAAGAUGUUAUACUCUGGUUUUAGAGAUGGUACAAUAAAGACAUGGGAUCUUGCUACUUUACAAUGCCUUACAACCGUGAAGAGACAUUCUAGUGCAGUGACGUCACUCGCUUGCUGGAAUAAUUAUCUGCUGUCUUGCUCAUUGGAUGGCACAAUAAAGACAUGGGGUUAUACGCAAGAAGCAGGCGGCUUGGAAGUAUGCUAUACACACAAGCAGGAACAGGGUUUUUUGGCGCUUGGUGGGAUGAAUAUACCCGUGAUGCCGAAUCAAGGAAAAAGGCAUGAUAUUUUGUUUUGCUCGUGUGAUGAUCAUUCUGUCCAUAUAUAUGAACUACCAUCGUAA